ACUUUGUCCUGAUGCGGCAAGCCGAACACAGAAUGGGCCAAAACAAAACCGGAAGUUAGGCUCUCUCGAAAAUAAGACUUGCAAAACAUGGCUUCUUAAAUCUUAAAAACACAUCUUGCAAGACCAUUAUACCAGGUGGCUCUUAAGCAUUGCUUGUACCUGUCUGUCCGCGUUGGAGAAGAAAUAAAAUCUGUACAUUACCCAUAUUUAAUUAGUUUAUUUUAGUAGGCUACAUAGAUCCAUUCAAACAAACCGCAAAAAUCCCAUUUAUGAGAUAUUAGCUAAAUAAUAGUUUCCGUUAAGUAAUGCACUGUUUACUAUAAAUGUUUGUUCGAAAGCUACAUUGAUUAAACAACAUAUUUUGAAGGCAAUGACCGGAACUGUCGAGUUUCGCUGCCGCUAACUUGACCUGGUUGCUUGACUCGCUGCUGAGGACACAAUGCCUAUCCACGGGAAAGACGUUUCGGUGAGCUCGGUGUCUGUGAGCUGAAAACAGAAGCCGGAGCGUCGCUGGAGGACGCAGAUGUCGAGCAGACCGUGUCGGAGAUGAUAGCAGAAGUCCCCUCACGGACCAUGGGACUGACGGAGCUGCUGCUUGGACUGCUGUGGUUCCGUACUGCUCUGCUCUGUGCAGGCUGCAGUGAGCGAGUGGAGGUCCAUACAGAGCGGAGGGGUGUGAUCUACAGUCCUUCCUGGCCUUUAAACUACCCUCCUGGAGUCAACUGCAGCUGGCAUAUCCAGGGAGGCCAGGGGGAGGUCAUUACCAUCAGUUUCCGUAACUUUGACGUGGCAGAGUCAGGAAGCUGUUUGGGAGACUGGCUUCUGCUCACUCCUACGUAUAAAGGGGAAUCCAGGCUGUGUGGCUCCGUGCUGCCUCAGCCGAUCAUAUCCACCAGGGGGCGUGUUUGGCUCUAUUUCCACUCUCAGGCUAACGGCUCUGGUCAAGCCCAGGGCUUCCGCCUCUCUUACAUCAGAGGUCACCUGGGUCAAAGCAGUUGUCAGUCAGAUGAAUUCCUGUGUGGGAACGGGAAGUGUCUUCCUCGCUCCUGGAAGUGCAAUGGACAGGAUGAAUGCGGCGAUGCUACCGACGAACGCAGUUGCUCCCCUCCUCCCACUGAGGCUCAGCAUGGCCUCUGCCCGUUCGGCUCCCUCCCGUGCACAGAGGCCCAUUCCACUCGCUGUCUGCCUGCUGUGCUGCGCUGCAAUGGAGCUCGCGACUGUCCAGAUGGCACAGAUGAGCUGGGUUGCCCUGACACCACUUGUGGCAAACGUCUGGGGAAUUUCUAUGGCUCCUUUGCGUCCCCAGAUUUUUUUCGGGCCAACAGGAGCACUGUGGCAGAGCUGAGAUGUUCCUGGUUGCUGGACACCCAGGACCCCAAGCCUAUUGUGCUGCAGCUGGACCUGCGGCUGGGGCCUGGAGACUCGUUGCAUGUCUAUGAUGGCCUGCUGCAGCGGGCAGAGCACCUCUUACAAGUGUUGUCGUAUCAUAACAACAGGCGUCCAGCACUACUGGAGUCGAGUCGGGGUCAGAUGAAUGUUUUAUACAUGGCCCAGCCUCACAGCCCUGGACAUGGCUUCAACGCCACAUAUCAGGUCAAAGGUUACUGUUUUCCCGGCGAGCGUCCUUGUGGCAGUGAUCAGGGCUGCUACUCUGAACGCCAACGCUGCGAUGGCUACUGGCACUGCCCAUCAGGCCGCGAUGAGGAGGCCUGCCCGACGUGCCCAGAUGGGGAGUUUCCCUGCGAGGGUGGUACUGGAGUGUGCUACCCAGCCUCUGAACGUUGCAACAACCAGAAGAGGUGUCCAGAUGGAUCUGACGAGAAGAACUGCUAUGACUGCCAACCUGGAAACUUCCACUGUGGGACCAACCUAUGCAUCUUUGAAACAUGGCGGUGUGACGGCCAGGAGGACUGCUUGGACGGGAGCGACGAGAGGGACUGCCUGACAGCGGUGCCCAGGAAAGUGAUCACAGCUGCCCUCAUCGGCAGUCUGGUCUGCAGUCUCCUAUUAGUCAUUGCCCUCGGCUGUGCCCUCAAACUCCACUCCCUCAGGAGCAGAGAGUACAGAGCUUUUGAGACUCAGAUGACUCGCAUGGAGGCUGAGUUUGUUCAGAGAGAGGCUCCCCCCUCGUAUGGUCAGUUAAUCGCACAAGGUCUCAUCCCUCCUGUGGAGGAUUUUCCAGUAUACAACCCCACCCAGGCGUCCAUGUUACAGAACCUGCGGUUGGCGAUGCGCAGACAGAUCAGACGACACUCGACACGACGCACCAACUCCUCCUCUCGUCGGCGUCUUGGGCAUCUGUGGAGUCGUCUGUUCCACAUUGGAGGGCGAAAUAGAGGCCACGCCCCCCUGCUUGACCACCCUGGGCCCACACAGAUCACACUGGGGCUUCAUAGCUACCAAACUGUGGAUGUGCAGGGGCCCCAGGUAAGGGCCAGGUCUGGAGCUGGGCUUGAGGAUGAAGUUGAUGCAGUGGGUAUGCGGGUCUCCUGCUGCUCAGCCACAAUGGACCUGCAGGCCUGCUCGCCCGAGAGCCCUGCUUCACCUCUUUCCAUGCAGUCUGUAGACAGUCCAGAAGAGGAGGAGCUGUCACCUGUCAGCAUGGAAAGCAGCAGAGCUCCACAGCCUGAGCUCCUCACCCCUGUUCAAAGUGACUCUUCGGCACAUAGCAGCCCCCCUCCUCAGGAAACUUCUGUACCCCCAUGCCAUCCCCGGGCAUCUAGGAAACUGGUUCUGGAGCUCGCUGUUAACCUAAAAGGUGUUUCAUUGAGACGUUACUCUCCCCUGGGGCCCUUGUCCCCUAUCUCGCCCCCUGUGCUUCCCAACAGCUCCCAGAUAUCUGCAACCCACCCUCACUCACAGGGGCUGGAGAUGACUUCACCUUCACUUUCUGAGCCCUCAUCUUCUUCUGUGAAAGCAGAGGACAGCGAUAGCCACUUUACUGUGCAAGUGCCAUGCAGGGAAAUAAGAAGCAAGGAUGAGAGGAGGAGGGAGGGCAAGAGCAGACUCUGCAGAUUCAGCAGGACCUUCAGUGAUGAGGGAGGAGAUUCAGGGAGGGAGACAACACCAUGCUGAAGAGUUCGGGAAGAUGCUCUCCUUCCCUACACUCUGUUGAGACCUGGUGUCAGCAAUAUCUGCUCUGUUAAAGUGUCCUUGAAAUGUGUCCCAACCCAACUUGACCCACAACACUGAGGAGGUAAAGUGAAAUAAAAUUAGCUCAUGUCCACCUUGAAUGCAUAAAAAUGUGCAUAUGCAGUCUUUUCCUAAGAUUAAUGAAACCAGCGUUGAUAGUGCUUAUUGUCUGUGUCGAACAGUAAAUGUCUUUGUCAAACAGGGUCUUGCUGUUGACUCCUACAGUUAAAUGCAAAGAGACAUCCUGUUAAUUCAUCGUUAGCCCGUUCCAAACUCAAUUCUGGCUACCAGUACCAGUACAACAUUGGCAACAUAUUCCUACAAUGCCAAAGCAGCCUUUCUGUCCUUACCCGGAGCCGUUCUAUACCGCUAUACUGUGAACCAUAAAAGCCUAUUAAGUAAUCAUAUGAAUUUAUCUGAGUAAUGGUCCCCUACUCUGUCUUAUUUCCUCUUUAUUUUCUGAAGUGGUAUUACUAUCAUUAUUGUAUGACAUUUCUAAAAGGUCAUGGUUAGCUGUGGCAGUAAAGCAUAUAGCUGGCAACAUUUUAUGUUACUGUUAUUGUCAACAAAUCAUGUGAAAAGGCCAUAACCAAAACUUAUGCCAAUUCAUCUGUCAAUACUUCAGCUUCAAAAGCCUGCGUAUACUUAAUGUUUUCAAAAAUAAUUAUGCAAAACAGGAUACUGGAGUUUCCAGGCUUAAACAAUGCAUAGUGUUUUUUUGGAGAUUUAUUUUCAGGCACGGAUUAAUACACGCUUGCGGCAGUAGGACAGGAGGACUGAAUGAAAUUAAAAUACAGUGUUCAUGCUCAUGGUAAUGACACAGUGCAAUGGUAUGGCUCAUUGAUGUGUUUUAAUAGUUUUGGUUAACAAAGAAUAAACUAUAUUUAAAAAAAAAACGUAAUAGUAAUAUUAAUAUGUUGUGAGUUUUGGUCAUUUCAAGGCAUUUGUUGACAAACAGAAAAAUAUAAACUAUCACCGGACUUACCUUUUAAUUACAACUUUGAACCACAAACCUUUGACAUUUUCAGAAAUAUGCUUAUUAUCUUUCUUGUGGAGAGAUGAGAAAAUUGAUACCACUCGUAGAUCCAUCUGUAAAAUGUGAUGUUACACUGAGCAGCUAGCCUGGCUCUGUCUGAAGGUAGCUUAUGAACUUGGUAGGUGGACUUCUGUUACCCUCUGAGCUGGGCAGGCUGUUUCCCCCUGUUCUCAGUCUUUGUGCUAAGCUACAGUAACUGGCUGCUGCCUAAUUUGUAAACAAACUAUAAAAAAACAGGGAUGUAGCGUUUGUCACAUCAUCCAUAGUUUCUGAAGAGCUGUUUGUGAAUCCCACUGUAGUGACUGUAGUGGCCGUCGCCAUCUCAGCAGUGCCUGACUUUAACUAAUCCAAAAUAUGGGCAAAGUGGUGGAGCACAGACCUCUUCAAGUUAACUGCUCAGCAAGCCCUAUAAUCUGUCCAGCGUUUUCUUGAACAUUAUUUCAAAAGACUCCAUGACUACCAAAUUCAGGUUCUCCAGUUAGCUGAGGUGACACGUAGCAGACAGCCCGCGGCUAAUUGUCACUCAAAGCGACCACACUGUUAAUUAUGCGUGACUGCUUAAACAUUUCACCCCUCUAUAGUUGCCAAGAAAAGGGGAAUUAGUAUGAGAUUGUAAAUGUUUAUCCCUGCUGUAAAGUUGAAUAAUUUAUUAUGGUUGUCUAUGGGUAUAGACUCACUUUCGGAGCCUCAAGUGGCCAUUCAAGGAACUGCACUCUUGGCAUUUCCUUGUUCGUUUCAUUUUUUGUGCUCGCUUGUAACGAUAUGAGAUACCAAAGUAGUAUUAAUCAUCUGACUCUUAGCAAAAGGGCAAAUAAGCAUAUUCCCUGAAACUGUAAAACACUUGUGCAGCGUCACUGAAUCAUGCAACAGUUUAAUCAUGCCAAACCGUUUUAGUCAAUAUUUACUGUGCAUGACCAGUCCUCAGUUACAGUUACUUCAGUGACCGCUUUUAAGAAGCCAUUGGUUAUGUUUUGGAAGUUAUAUCGACUAGUUCAGUCCAGCUUUUUUGACUUGAUUAAUCAAAAACAAGCCAAACUUGGUUGAAGGUAGUACGUCCAAGUAUGUUGGCUGUAACUCAGCCACUCAUCCUCCUCAAGUCAAACUCAAACUGUUCUCUCAAGGAAGCCUUUCCCCACUUGAAUGAACAUGACUGUGUCUGUAUGCAUUCAGCGCAGUGAAGAUUAUAAGUAAAUGUUUAGGAAAUGUUGGGAAGGGGGGCGUUGUUUCAGAAUAUUGAUGGUUUGCUGAAUCCUUUUCAUUCCAGCAGUACUUCUGCAGUACUGCUGACUUGGUGGCUGGUCACUGAAGACAUGAACUGCUGGUUUAUUCCAUUGGAAAUUCAUAUCUAUGCUGUUGAAUUUUCUAUGACAGGAUGUUAAAACAAAGACUUCUAUUUUUCAACCUUCAACGUAGAACUGUACUAGUUCUGCUUUAUAUUCCUCUCUCUUCCUUGACGGACACUGACUUUGAUUGAACCUGGUCACCUAUGUCUCUGGUGUUUUUUUUAAAGUUUGUCUCUCUCACCGGUGACCCUUCACUUAUCACCGUUGGACUUGAAUGUAUUAAUUUUUGUUGGUGAGGUCACCAGUGAAUUUAGGGAGGGUAUGAUAAAAGCAUGAAGCCAAAAGCUGGUUGAUUUUUUUUUUUUUGCUGUAGUGAGCUGAAUGUGCCAUGCAACCCUUCUCAUAGGAGUUUUAAUUUUAACAGCUGCUACAUGUUAUGUGCCAUUAGAGAUAUUUCAAUAUACGCUCACAAGUAAUUCAUGUCGAAUGACGUUCUGAUUCCCUUUCCUUUCUUUGAGAUAUGGACGAAUACAUAUCAGUUUGCUUAUCUCUGCUUUGCAUGUUUUAUCUCCUUGUACCUUUUUAUUUAAGUUCAAAGUCCGUCAUCCUCAUUUGACUUAAAGUGAAAUAUAUAUUUACACAAUGUAUUUCCUUACUUGCUUUGUAAAGUACAGAAGUGUGUUCAGAAUGCCUUAAUGGUUUCUCCUUGCUCUUGUAAAUAUAGAUAGAUAGAUAAAUAUAAAGAGAUUAGUCUGUUUCUGGACACAACUGUAUGAUGUGAUGUGAUUGGUACAACUGACUGCAUUGGCGUUAUAGUGCACCACUGUGUGAGGAAUCUCUGGGAUUAUUAUGGCUGUGAGUUGGGGAAAAGGAAAUUAGUUUUUUAAAGCCUUACUUUAGCUUGUUUACCUGUUUUAUCUGUAAAAGUCUUGGUGACAUUUAUGGCGUUAAUGAUUUUCAGACUGCAGCCAACAAAUGAUAGAGAAUGUUGUGGCAACACAUUUCAAGUAGAUUUUUUUUGUUUGUAAACAGGAAAUUAUGUCACACUGAUGUGGUUAAGGUGAUCUUUUAUCAUCUGCUAUAGAUCAUCUGCUCAGAUAAAGGAUGGUCUGUCAGUGUUUUUUUGUUUUUUCAUUGCAUUUAUUCACUCUAAAGUAUCAAACCCUUUCCAGUUUGCUACAGUAACUGUACUUUUCAAUGGGCUAGCACACAGGUAAAUACACUGGAUCAAGGCCACUGGAAAGUAAAAUGCUACUGAACCAGAUUGUCUGAUAGUGGCAUCUCCUCUCCUAGCUGUUAGAUUCUGGAGUCUAUUCACCUUCAAAGGCUGAAGUCAACAGAUACUGCGUUUGUAUAAAAGCAUUUCUAUCAUUUUGAGAACUCUAUUUGUAUAUUUUGUGCUGAAAGAGAUUGUCAAGUGACAAUGUGGGGGUUUGCUGAUAUGAACCCUGUACAGACUUCUGUUUAUUAGUUAUUGUUUUCCUGUGCCUGCAAUUAAUAAACUUCAAACUGUAUCAAUUACAAUUUUUUUCAGCGAGCAAAA
Scatophagus argus is the source of this 6994-nucleotide messenger RNA. RefSeq names its product low density lipoprotein receptor-related protein 3 (gene lrp3). NCBI's taxonomy places the organism in Eukaryota, Metazoa, Chordata, Actinopteri, Scatophagidae. Gene Ontology annotation, molecular function: protein binding. The transcript is spliced from 7 exons. The record is from RefSeq and is a predicted model, not a curated record. Gene Ontology annotation, cellular component: plasma membrane. Bases 547 to 3075 code for a protein of 842 amino acids.